Vespula pensylvanica (western yellowjacket) is the source of this 1926-nucleotide messenger RNA. Its product is annotated as beta-1,4-glucuronyltransferase 1-like. The record is from RefSeq and is a predicted model, not a curated record. Lineage: Eukaryota; Metazoa; Arthropoda; Insecta; Hymenoptera; Vespidae. The transcript has 4 exons. Bases 175 to 1554 code for a protein of 459 amino acids.
UGCGCCCGUCGAAUCGAUCCUCAAGAGUGACUCUGACCCUUACGGCUAGCAAAGCAGUGAACGCAACGGAGGCUCGAUGGACACAUCUUUCUCGUAAUACGAGAUGUUGCGUUUUCCUUCGCGAUUUUUCUGACCGUGAGUCAAAAGAAGACGCGCAGAGGAUUGUAGAGAGUCAUGCGCGGUCCUCCACGAAGGUCGAUUAUCGUGUGGAUGACUCUAGCGUUCUUUUUACUUUUCGUUUGUCGAUUAUUGCUCGAUCGCGGUUAUCGUCUUCAUUUACUCUCGAUCGAAAACUCGAAAGAGCGAUCCUACUCAUUGUCAGUUAGGAAAAAUCGGGCGCAAUUAUUGAAUUAUCGAGAGGAUGGUCAGGGCAGAACGUCCGCGUAUAUCGCUGGCGCUUACAUGGCCGGUCGGCCAUCUGGAAAUGGAAGUUCUUGCAUUUGGUAUUAUGGCUUACCGCAUUCCCUCUCAUAUCCUUCCUCCAAGAUAAGCUGGACACCGGAGAUCGGCGAGAAGAGUCCGUAUAGGGUACUUCCCUUCGUUUUACGUGGCAGAGACGUCGACAGAGAAGAUGCACCGCCGAUAACUCUAUGCACUCACGCGACGGCCGACCAAGUUUACGGCAUCGUCGAACUCGCCCGCAGGUGGGAGGGACCAUUGAGCCUGGCCGUUUUCUCGCCCGGCCUCGACGCCGGCCUGGCCGUCGCUCUGCUCGAUCGUGCUUGUCGAUGUGAAACAGCCAUGUCCAAGGUAUCCGUCCAUUUAAUAUUUCCUGCGAGAAGAGUACCCUCCCUUGAUCGUGCCUAUCAAGAGCAAGCCGAUUGUACAGCGUCGGAUCUACAAUGGCGAGAAAUGGAGACCGAAAGAUGGAAGAGUGGUAUGACGUAUCCUAUUAACGUUGCCAGAAACGUGGCUAGAACGUCGGCCAAUACUGCGCGCGUUCUCGUAUCCGACAUUGAAUUGCUGCCUAGCGAGAGAUUAGCCUCUGGCUUUUUAGCUAUGGUCCAUGAUAGACCGCCAAAACUUGGUGUCGUCUUUGUUCUACCAGUUUUCGAAAUCGAUGCGAAUGAGCAGCCCCCAUCGACUAAAAAGGAACUCCUCUCUGCGGCUAAAGCUGGCUUGGCUGUUUACUUUCAUAGAUUCCUGUGCCCGCAUUGCCAAAGAUUUCCGGGUUUAACAAGAUGGAUGGUAAGGACAGAUCCAGGAAAGGUCAGACCCCUUAUCAUAACUCGUAGAGAGUAUCCGCAUCAUAGAUGGGAGCCCGUCUUUAUAGGCAUGCGAGAAGAUCCCCUUUAUACAGAAAAUAUGUCUUGGGAAGGAAAACAGGACAAAAUGGCUCAGAUGUUCGAGAUGUGUCUCUUGAAUUAUCGUCUAGUCGUACUCGAUGGUGCCUUUUUAGUACAUACACCAGGAAUUAAGCGCAAACCACAGAUUAUUAGUGUAGCGAGACAGGAAUUUUUGCGACCUCAUGAAAAAAGAAAUGCAAAACUUUAUCAACGUGUCGUUAAGAGAUUACUCGCGCAAUAUCCAACGAAUCGUAAAUGCACGCAAUGAUUGAUAUCUUACAUCGAAAUAUUCAUUUUCAAAUAAAAUAUGUAACAAUAAGAUAUUUUUUAACGUUUGUGAUAUAUGUCGAUCAUAACGUUAUACCUAUCUUUAUAGCGUGCGUUGCAAGGUGUUUUGUCUCGGAUCAAUUAGAUAGCAAUAAUAUAUAUAUAAUUAAUUAUUGAUAUUCUGAAAUAAUGAAGAACUAUUCAAAAAUAAACAAUAGUUAAUAAAUAAAACGUUAUGCGUAUCUGCAUCAUGAUACGAUCAAAACUUCUAUCCAAUACAAUCGCCUUUGUUUUACUUGCAUAACGGCACAACGAUUAUUGCGCGAUCAGGGAUAAAACGUAUAAUAUGUAUUUAAAAACGUAAGAAAAAAUU